CCGAUCCCAUCUUCUUCCACUGAUUGCGACGGAGGAGUCACCAAAUUACUGCCAAGGGAUACUUCAAAGUGUGGCCAAUUCGGAUUUAUCGGAGUUUGGAGGAGUUAAGUGGUCAUCGGCCAUUAGUCCCCGCAUUUGCCGAGUAAGCUGGCUGCACGGGCAAUUUGGAGCAUCAUGGUUUGAUGUGAGACGCGAGCAUCAGAAAGAAAUGGUGGAACUCGAACACCAUUCUACGAAUCCCAACAGACUCUUCUCAAGCAUGGAAGGGUCUCCCUGCCAAGGCCAUACUCCGUCGACGGUAGUAUCCACCCAGAGAAAGGGUCAUAGGUGACCUCACACUCUACGUGGAGUUAUGACCCUUAUAAAAGCCAUUACCCCAGACGCUAUAAAUCCAUAUCCUCAUUCCCUUCCAGACAGUUCUCGUCGUAAUAUUCAUCAAAAGUUUCUAUCUAAGUCAGAUCACAAGCAACUAUAUCCACCAAACAAUCGCUGCCCAAAAUGGUCAAGACACUCGCCUUCGGAGACCUUCAAGUCCCAUCGCCUGGCUUUGGUGCCAUGGGCCUCAGUUUCGGUCUGGGGACCAAUCUCAGUUACGAAGAAGCCGAGCCGGUGCUCUUGAAGGCUAUUGAGCUAGGGUGUACCUUCUGGGACACUGCUGUCGUCUACCAAGCUGGUGUGAAUGAGAAGCUUUUGGGAGACUUUAUCAGGAAGCACAAUGUUCGCGACAAAGUCUUUAUUGCUUCCAAGUGCGGCUUCGACGUCUUUUCCGGAAAUGGUGGUGUCACAAACUCUGCCUCGCACAUCAAGGAGUACAUUGAAGGCACCAUCGAGCGGUUGGGGUUCACUCCUGACCUUUACUAUCUGCAUCGAAUUGAUCCCAACACCCCUCUGGAAGAGUCCAUCCCAGCUCUGGAUGAGAUUCGUAAGGCAGGAAAGACCAAGUACAUCGGCCUCUCCGAGUGCUCAGCUGCGACGCUGCGCAAAGCGAACUCGAUCGCGAAGAUCGAUGCUGUCCAGGCAGAGUACUCAGCAUUUGAGACCCUGCACGAGACUGAUGGCCUGAUUGAAACUACCAAGGAAUUGGGUAUCGCCUAUGUGGCUUAUAGCCCCUUGGGACACGGCUGGCUUGUUGAUGAUUUCCCCUUCAAGACUCCUGAUGACUUUGCGCCGAGUGAUUUCCGUCGGACUUCCCCCAAGUUCCAAGGUGAAAACUUCUACAACAACAAGCGAAUUGUAGACGAGAUCCAGAAGCUUGCAUCGAGGAAGGGUUGCACAAUCAGCCAGAUCGCCCUGGCCUGGGUUGCUGCUCAGGGCAUGAUUGCCAUUCCAGGAACGACCAAGGUGCACCGAUUGGAACAAAACUGGGCUUCACGGGAGGUCGACUUGACCGAGGAGGAGAAAGAGGAGAUGCGAAAGAUCAUUGAUGCUGCUAAACCACAUGGAAACAGAUAUGGCCCUGCCAACCAGGCCAUGGUUGGACACUGAGCUGGCUAUGUCUCUUUGGCUGGAGUUCCAUCAUCUAUUAAACAGAUUCAUGACUUGGUUAUGAUACUCGAAGACUGAGAUUGGGACACAUGUAUAUAC
This is a messenger RNA of Aspergillus sclerotioniger CBS 115572, 1584 nucleotides long. RefSeq names its product putative aldo-keto reductase. NCBI's taxonomy places the organism in Eukaryota, Fungi, Ascomycota, Eurotiomycetes, Eurotiales, Aspergillaceae. The transcript is spliced from 6 exons. The record is from RefSeq and is a predicted model, not a curated record. The coding region runs from base 499 to 1485 and encodes 328 amino acids. Gene Ontology annotation, cellular component: cytoplasm.